CGAACCAAGCUCUGCUGGAGCUCCAGAUUGGACCGAAUUGCUUCGCCUUUCAAACAUAAUUGCACACCCCAUUGGACCAAGACAACCUACAGCCUUGACAUAACAACUGUGUAUCGCUAUUCUACACUAUUGGAACAUUACUUUCAGAGCCUGUGCGACGGCUCCAGUCAAACACACCUCGUACGACGUCAUGCCUCCCAAAAAGAAGGCGCGUAGCAGCGUCUCGGCCGUCGCAACGCCAACGCCAGCUCGCGAUGAAGAUGCUAUGGAUGUCGACACACCGGCUGCCGAUACCCCUAUCGCGACCGUGCCUGCAGUCAAGCCAUCCUCGGAUGAAUGGCCGAACAAUAUGUGGACAGACGAUCAAAUCUCAUCGCUCUUCAAAGGAGUCAUUCGGUGGAAGCCCGCGGGUAUGCACAAGCACUUCCGAAUGAUCGCUAUCAGCGAACACCUCAGAAACCAUGGCAUCGACCCUGACUUCUACAAUCACACGCGCAUCCCUCACAUCUGGACGAGGCUGCGAACCUUCUACGACCUUAAGACGAUCGACCAGCGUGAGGACUUUUACGACGCGCAAGAGGACGAGAACUACGACGAUCGCUUCAAGGAGUUUGCGCUACCCUACGACGAGUUCGACGACCUGAUGAUGGAGCGUCGUCUGGCCAAUGGCAGCGAGCCCCCGACCUCGCCCCCCGAGCUCGACCUCACGCCACCACCACCGUCUCCUGGAGGUAGCAACACUGGCAGCAACAGCAGGCGGAGGAAGCGCGCCUCUACUGUCACAAAGAUCCGCGCCAGCACUAUUGAGGACACGGAGGACGGUGAUACCGAGACUGCAUCGCCGCCGCCCAAGUCGGCCAGGGUGGCCAGGAGCCAGAAACGGGCUCUCGGCAAGGCCAAAGCCGAGAAGGCUGAAAAGGUUGAGAAACCGGAAAGGUCUGACAAGGCUGGAAAGCCGAGUAAGACAGAGAAAUCCAGCAAGGGUGGAAAGAAUGGGAAGGGUGGAAAGGCUGAGUCGACCAACUCCGAAGACGAGGACGAUGAAGACGAGGAUGAGGAAGGAGAUGACGAUGACGAUGGAAAAGAGAGAGAUGAAGAAGAAGAAGAAGAGGAAGAGGGAAAUGAAGAGGGGGGCAGCAGCUCUGGCAAUUCUGAGGAGGAAGACGGGGAGGAAGACGACGACGACGAAGACGAGGACGAUGAUGACGAUGACGAAGAAGAGGAGAGCGCCGAGGACAGCGGGACUCCGGUAUCGCGGCCAACCAGAGGGAACGCUCGUGGUCGUGCAAGAGGCAGAGGCCGGGGUAGAGGAAGGGCACGAGGUCGUUAGGUAACCUUCGCACCCGAGGAUCAAUGGACUGUCAUUCGGGGAGGUCGUAGGCUGGAAUGAUACCCGUCGCAAGGCGCGACACCUACCUAUAGAUACGGCCCGGGAAGGUCCACGCCGCAACCGCACAAAUAUCAAAAACUUAUCACUCUGCCGACAUAGAAUAGAACCCAAAGGCUCUCGCGAAAAGAAGAAGGCAUACAGAUUGAUCCAAGUC
Molecule: messenger RNA, 1544 nt
Organism: Colletotrichum destructivum
Lineage: Eukaryota; Fungi; Ascomycota; Sordariomycetes; Glomerellales; Glomerellaceae
Exons: 2
Coding region: 191-1330 (379 amino acids)
Biological process (GO): regulation of transcription by RNA polymerase II
Cellular component (GO): NuA4 histone acetyltransferase complex; nucleus
Source: RefSeq, a predicted model, not a curated record